AUGGCAGGUGACAAGGGAUCAAUCACCCUGGAGGGGAUCAAGAAUGAAACUGUUGAUCUGGAACGUAUUCCAAUUGAGGAAGUGUUCGAGCAAUUGAAAUGUACCAGGGAAGGUUUGUCCUCGGACGAAGGAGCCAACAGGAUUCAAAUAUUUGGGCCAAACAAGCUAGAAGAGAAGAAGGAAAGCAAAUUUCUCAAGUUUCUUGGGUUCAUGUGGAAUCCCCUGUCAUGGGUCAUGGAAGCUGCAGCUAUAAUGGCAAUUGCUCUUGCAAAUGGGGAUCAUAAGCCUCCAGAUUGGCAAGAUUUUGUAGGUAUUGUUUGCUUGUUGGUGAUCAACUCCACUAUCAGUUUCAUUGAAGAAAACAAUGCUGGAAAUGCUGCUGCUGCUCUUAUGGCUGGUCUUGCUCCUAAGACUAAGGUUCUUAGAGAUGGUAAGUGGAGCGAGCAAGAAGCUGCAAUACUAGUCCCUGGAGACAUAAUAAGCAUCAAACUAGGUGAUAUUAUACCUGCCGAUGCUCGUCUUCUUGAGGGUGAUCCAUUAAUGGUUGAUCAAGCAGCUUUGACAGGAGAAUCACUUCCUGUGACUAGGCAUCCUGGUCAAGAAGUUUUCUCUGGAUCAACUUGCAAACAAGGUGAAAUUGAAGCUGUUGUUAUUGCAACUGGUGUCCACACAUUCUUCGGCAAAGCAGCUCAUCUGGUAGAUAGUACCAACCAAGUUGGACAUUUUCAGAAGGUUCUUACAGCAAUUGGGAACUUUUGUAUUUGUUCCAUUGCAGUUGGUAUGUUAGCUGAGAUCAUAGUCAUGUACCCAAUUCAGCGCCGUAAGUAUAGAGAUGGAAUUGACAACUUGUUGGUCCUAUUGAUUGGAGGAAUUCCUAUUGCUAUGCCAACUGUGUUGUCUGUGACAAUGGCCAUUGGUUCUCACAAGCUCUCUCAGCAAGGUGCCAUCACCAAGAGAAUGACUGCCAUUGAAGAAAUGGCUGGUAUGGAUGUUCUUUGCAGUGACAAGACAGGAACACUAACCCUUAACAAACUGAGUGUUGACAAGACCUUGAUUGAGGUCUUUGCAAAGGGUGUGGACAAGGAUCAUGUGAUCCUUCUUGCUGCAAGGGCUGCUAGGACUGAAAAUCAGGACGCCAUAGAUGCUGCGAUUGUUGGAAUGCUUGCUGACCCAAAAGAGGCAAGGGCUGGGUUAAGAGAGGUGCACUUCCUCCCAUUCAAUCCUGUUGACAAAAGAACUGCUUUGACUUACAUUGAUAAUGAUGGAAAUUGGCACCGAGCAAGCAAAGGUGCUCCUGAGCAGAUCAUGAACCUGUGUAACCUUAAGGAAGAUGCUAAGAAGAAGGUCCAUGCUAUCAUUGAAAAGUUUGCAGAAAGAGGGCUUCGUUCACUUGCUGUUUCUAGACAGGAAGUUCCUGAGAAAACAAAGGAAAGUGCUGGUGGUCCAUGGCAAUUUGUUGGUUUGUUGUCACUGUUUGAUCCCCCUAGACAUGACAGUGCUGAAACCAUUCGCAGAGCUCUUCAUCUUGGUGUAAAUGUUAAGAUGAUUACGGGUGAUCAACUUGCCAUAGCUAAGGAAACAGGUCGUAGGCUUGGAAUGGGAACCAAUAUGUACCCAUCUGCUUCCCUGCUUGGUCAAGACAAGGAUUCAAAUAUUGCUGCACUUCCUAUAGAAGAGCUAAUUGAGAAGGCAGAUGGAUUUGCUGGAGUUUUUCCAGAGCACAAAUAUGAAAUUGUGAAGAAGUUGCAAGAGAGGAAGCACAUUUGUGGAAUGACAGGAGAUGGUGUCAACGAUGCUCCUGCUUUGAAGAAGGCUGACAUUGGAAUUGCUGUUGCUGAUGCCACUGAUGCUGCAAGAGGUGCUUCUGAUAUUGUCUUGACUGAACCUGGUUUGAGUGUUAUUAUUAGUGCAGUCUUAACUAGCAGAGCUAUUUUCCAAAGGAUGAAGAACUACACGAUCUACGCAGUAUCUAUCACUAUCCGUAUAGUGUUUGGCUUCAUGUUUAUUGCAUUGAUCUGGAAAUUUGACUUCUCUCCCUUCAUGGUUUUGAUUAUUGCCAUUCUAAAUGACGGAACAAUCAUGACAAUUUCAAAGGACAGGGUUAAGCCAUCACCCUUGCCUGAUAGCUGGAAACUGAAAGAAAUAUUUGCUACUGGGGUAGUGCUUGGUGGUUACUUGGCAUUGAUGACUGUUAUAUUCUUCUGGUUAAUGAAUGAUACUACGUUCUUCCCUGACAAGUUUAAAGUUAGACACAUAAAAGACAGCCCUGACGAAAUGACAGCUGCUUUGUAUCUACAAGUCAGUAUAGUUAGCCAGGCUUUGAUAUUUGUAACCCGUUCACGUAGCUGGUCCUUUGUUGAACGCCCUGGGCUCCUGUUACUGGGUGCUUUUUUUAUUGCUCAGCUGAUUGCUACAUUAAUAGCAGUGUAUGCCAACUGGGGUUUUGCAAAGAUCAAAGGUGUUGGUUGGGGUUGGGCAGGAGUCAUCUGGCUCUACAGUAUUGUCUUCUAUAUUCCACUUGACAUAAUGAAGUUUGCCACCCGCUACAUCUUAAGUGGCAAAGCUUGGGUAAAUAUGAUAGAAAACAAGACUGCCUUCACUACCAAGAAAGACUAUGGUAAAGAGGAGAGGGAAGCUCAAUGGGCUCAUGCUCAGAGGACCCUACAUGGACUUCAACCACCAGAAUCUUCUGGUGUUUUCAAUGAAAAGAGUAGCUACAGAGAACUGUCUGAGAUUGCUGAGCAGGCCAAGAGAAGAGCUGAAGUUGCAAGGCUUCGUGAGCUUCACACACUUAAGGGACAUGUUGAAUCUGUGGUGAAGCUGAAAGGUCUAGACAUUGAUACAAUCCAGCAGCACUACACCGUGUGAUAAACAACACACAAAAGUUGUAGAUAGAAAAAGGGCCAAAACUCAACGGCAUACCUGAAAGAAGAAGAGACAAGAAGGCCUAACUACAUAAAUGCUUACUUACUAGGUAGGGAGAGGGAGUUUAGGAUAUAUCUCUCCCAGUCUGUUUAUUUUUUUUUUCAUGUAUUUCAAGUUCCAGUGAAAGGGUUGUCUUAGUAGGGGAAAAGUAGUGUUGCUUUUCCUCG
Molecule: messenger RNA, 3092 nt
Organism: Gastrolobium bilobum
Lineage: Eukaryota; Viridiplantae; Streptophyta; Magnoliopsida; Fabales; Fabaceae
Product: plasma membrane ATPase 4-like
Exons: 16
Coding region: 1-2868 (955 amino acids)
Biological process (GO): proton export across plasma membrane; regulation of intracellular pH
Cellular component (GO): plasma membrane
Molecular function (GO): P-type proton-exporting transporter activity; ATP binding; ATP hydrolysis activity
Source: RefSeq, a predicted model, not a curated record